Messenger RNA from Cimex lectularius (bed bug), 2339 nucleotides. It is a transcript of the gene chic, whose product is annotated as profilin. Lineage: Eukaryota; Metazoa; Arthropoda; Insecta; Hemiptera; Cimicidae. The coding region runs from base 417 to 797 and encodes 126 amino acids. The transcript is spliced from 4 exons. Gene Ontology annotation, molecular function: actin monomer binding. Gene Ontology annotation, cellular component: cell cortex. The record is from RefSeq and is a predicted model, not a curated record.
CGUGCGGCCUACCCAACAGAAAGUAGUACCAAAAGCGUGACAUUUUCACUACUAAUUUAUAGGAAAAAGUUAAAACUAAAAAUUAACCAUAUGUUAUAAUGAAAGAGUGAAAUUUUUAAGAGGAAUUCCGUCAAAAUGUUUUGGCCGUAGUCGAUUAAAAUUUGAAAUGAGAAGGCGGAUGAAUACCCGACUGGUGAGCAGGAGUGAAACUCGGUGACUCCUUUUCAUUUCGUCUCACAUCCGGCUCGUGUCGUAUACUACCGUUCGUUCCGAAACUAGCAACACACUUCUCGGGGUAUAUUUUCGCAAUAAAGCGGCCGACGCAGGGGAGUAGAGAUCGUCUGUGCUAAAACAAAAACAACACAAAGUUCAAUUCGUUAGCUCUUGGUAUUAAAUUUUGAGUGCAGUGACUAAAAAUGAGCUGGCAGGAUUACGUGGACAAGCAAUUGCUCGCAUCGAGGUGUGUAACGAAAGCCGCGAUCGCUGGCCAUGAUGGAAAUGUUUGGGCCCGAUCAGAAGGAUUCGAAUUAUCUAAAGAUGAACUGCAGAAGCUUGUCGAAGGCUUUGAGAAGCAAGACCUCCUGACCUCAGCGGGUGUUACGCUGGCCGGCAACCGAUAUAUUUACCUUUCCGGUACGGAUAAAGUUGUAAGAGCUAAAUUAGGCAAAGUUGGUGUCCACUGUAUGAAGACCCAACAAGCCGUCGUUGUUUCUCUUUAUGAAGAUCCUAUUCAACCUCAACAGGCAGCGUCUGUAGUCGAAAAGUUAGGAGAUUACUUAGUCUCGUGUGGAUAUUGAGAUAGGAAAACUGCGUCGCCAAGUCUGCCGGGGGGGGGGGAUGGCCGGUAUAUAAUCGAGGGGCUAGGACAUUCAAAAUACAGCGAAAACUUUAAAAUGAAGAAGGAAAAAACUGGCGAACUUUGAAUUAAUUCAAGUGAAUUUUUUACUCAGAAAUUUAAUAAAAUGAAUUGGAAGGAAUAAGAAACUUAAAUUAAUAACAAUUAUAAACAAGUAGGGGGACAUGUGACGUUCGGAAUCCGAAAGCUUUUUUCAUCAUUUGCCAUGUUUUGUUUAGAAUUUCCAGGAGUGUACUUUUUUAAUUAUAUCGUCUCUUGUGUAAAGAAUAUUCAAUUUCGAAGCCGAAGAUUUCGAAAGUCUUGCCGUUCAAUUAAUACAGAAAAAAUCUUCUUCUUUCCAAACAUUUAAAUCGGAAAAAAAUCGAAUAAAUAAAUUUAAAAAAAAAUCCGACAAUUUUUAUGUAUUUAAUAAUUGUUAAUUUUUAUCAUUUUUUAAAGAGAAAGGAAAAACUCUAGUCCAACCUUACAAAAAAGGCAUAAUUUUUUUACAUUGAUGCAAAAAUUUUUGUUUCUUUUUCGGGGGAAUAUAAAUAAAAAAGAAUAAGAAAGCCACAUUACCAGAGGCUGUGUGGAUUUGGCUCCGGAUGAUAUAUGUUGGUAUAUACGGUGCAAACAAAAUUAUUUAAAAUUUUGGGAAAAUAAUAGAAAAAAAACCGAUUCUAAGUGUAUGUAUUCUUUAUGUGAUUCAAGAUUUUUUUUAUAUAAAUAUAAUAAUAUUAAUAAUUAGAUUAUGGGAUUCACGAACAAUUCAAUAUUCUUUUUAGAAUUAUUAUGAACUUAAUUGUCUAUGAUGCUCAGUUUGAUGCUAUAUGUUAGAAGAAGAAAAACCCUUUUCAUAUGUAAUUUUCUCUUUUUUACUGUACUUGCAAUUUUUUUGUCGGAAAAAUAUUAAAAAAAAAAAUAUUUUAAAACCCACUUUUUUUUUGUUCUUUUCUCUUUAGAUUAGUCAUGUAUCGAACCUUUUUUGUCUUGUGGAUUCCUUUUAUUUUUUAUUAAUUAAAAAAGCCAACUAUAAUAAUUUUUGGCUAAUAUCGUAAGAAUUUUAUUGGUAUAUGUUUUUUUUCUUUGGGGUUCCUGAGAUAAUGUGCAACUUCUAUUUUUGUUUUGAAAUUUAAUAUAGAUUUGAGAUAUUUGAAGCAAUUUUAAUUUUUCACCUUAGACAUAUUAUCAGCGCUGUGCUUUAAUAUAUGUUAAAGGAGGAUGAAUUUUUCUCCUCUGUAUGUGUGCCAAUUUGUGGAAUCGAUCAGCUGCCUCUUGUUAUUAUAUACAAUAAAAAUAAUUAAUAAAUUAUGUGGAAACAAAAACAUUUAUAAUUAUAUAUUGUAAUCUCGAUAAAUUAAAAAGGAGGUAAAAAAAGAAUUUUUAAAUAUGCUACACAUUUUGUAUGUUAUGCUCGUUUUCGUUCGCAAUUUGUAAACCAAUUGGUCAUCAUGGAUCCCCAUAAAAAGGAACGUUUAAUAAAAAGAAGUUGCAUUUAUUAAAA